This is a messenger RNA of Osmia lignaria (orchard mason bee), 1259 nucleotides long. Its product is annotated as LETM1 domain-containing protein 1. The record is from RefSeq and is a predicted model, not a curated record. Gene Ontology annotation, biological process: intracellular monoatomic cation homeostasis. Lineage: Eukaryota; Metazoa; Arthropoda; Insecta; Hymenoptera; Megachilidae. Gene Ontology annotation, molecular function: ribosome binding. Gene Ontology annotation, cellular component: mitochondrial inner membrane.
AUGAUACAUAAAUUAGUACGUCAAAAAUGUAUUUUUCAAAACAAAAAGACUUUACCUUUUAUACAUACUAGUAUACAAAAUCAACUACAAUGGGGAAGAAACACAGAAAAAAAUAAAGUAUCUAACAUCAAGAAGUAUUGGUUUGAUAGAUAUAUAAAUUACAUUAAGAAUUAUGAACAAGUAUUGGAGAGAAACUUUCCACGAACGAUGCAUGUUUAUCGUAUAUUCAGUAUUGGAACCAAAGAUUUUAUUAAUGAUGUAAAGAAAUAUAUUUUGAUAUUGAAAAAGCAAGCUAUUUCUGAUGCAAACAGUUUAACUGUUGAGGAAUUACGGUUGAGUUAUACAAUGCCAAAAGAUUUAAUAAAAAUUUGUCCUGUUUUGUUAAUAUCAGCUGUUCCUUUUACAAAUUACGUAAUUUUUCCUUUGGCAUAUUAUUUUCCAAGACAUCUUCUAACUUACCAUUAUUGGACAUUACAACAAAGGCUUGAUUUUAUGCUAUUGAGCCAUAAGAGACGAUUAAAACACAACAGACCAUUAUUCAGAUGCAUGCAAGCAGAACUUAAUAAUAUUAAAAAUCAAACAUUGAGAAUAAAAUGGAAUGGUAUUAUUGCAUGCCUUGGUAGUGGCACACAUCCUAAUGUGAAAGAUAUUAUUGCUUGCUCUGAAUUAUUUGCUGGUCAUCCAUAUUCGCUAAAUAAUCUUAAAAGGAAACACAUAAAAGAAUUACUUGGUAUUCAUGAUAUACCCUCUUGGAGACUUUUUAAAAUACAGAAACUUAUAGAAAGAGGUAUGCUAAUAAAACGAAUGGAUCAAGCUAUACAAAAAGAGGGUGGAAGUAUAAAGUUGCCAAAUGAUGAAAUACGCUGGGCACUUUCAUUUAGGGGCGUGAAUCCUGCAAAUAUGUCAUUAAAAAGCAUGAGAAAUUGGCUUGACCAGUGGUUUAUUAUAUCAAAUACUGUUAAUGAAAACACGAUUUCAUUGUUAUUACACAGUCCAAUAUUAUUAGCAUACAAUCAUCCCACUAACUGGAUCCUUAUAUACAAUUAAAAUAUUCCCAAAAAUUUGUCACUCUUUGGUUGUAAAAAGGUUGUAUAAAGAUAUUAUAACAAUUCAAUAUUUAAGUAGUGAUUUAUGUUCAAAGUAUUUGUACAAAUUGCUUCAUCUGACCUCGUUUAACUUUAUAUACUAUGCUGUAAAUAUUGUGUGUAUACAUGUGAAAAGACAAAGAAAUAUAAGAAAUUUUCAUCAUUUUCUGAUAA